Molecule: messenger RNA, 1929 nt
Organism: Microdochium trichocladiopsis
Lineage: Eukaryota; Fungi; Ascomycota; Sordariomycetes; Xylariales; Microdochiaceae
Exons: 1
Coding region: 1-1737 (578 amino acids)
Source: RefSeq, a predicted model, not a curated record
AUGACGGACCUGUCGCUGUUCCACUCCUUCCCCAAACUGCCGUUCGAGCUGCGCCGGCAAAUCUACCUCCUCGCGACGCCUCAGCGCGUCGUCCACGUUCAGGAGCGCUUCGACCCGUUCCCAUCGUACGAGGCUGCCCGCCAGGACUUUCACACGCACUGCGAGGCCCUCUGCACGCAGACGCAGGAAGAACAGCCUCGGCAACCACAGGGGACGGCCGCGAGAAGGUCACUCAGGGCAGACACCUUGCACCCUUCUCUGGCCUACCACGGCGCGACAUACCCCUGGAAGGUGCCACGCAAGCCUGGUGAGCCGGAGCCGGUGCCGCUCGAGCGGCUGCAGCGCAUGCUCGACCGGGACGGCUGCCCUCCCAAGCUGCUCUGGCAGACACACCGCCGAUCGCAGCUGUUCAGCCGGGCGCCCAUUCCGGCGUUUCUACACGUCUGCGCGGAGUCGCGUCAGGUGUUGAUAGAGAGCGGGUACGAGCUGGCCUUCGGCACAAGGGCAACGUGCUCCGACAAGUACACCGCGGCGCUAUGGGCGAUUGUGGAUAGACUUGACCCAGGGCACUUUAUCACAAGUGCAGAGGAAGGCGACGGGCCGACUUGGGCCGAGUACCAGGUGCUCUUCAAUGCUCGCGAGCACGGCGGUCUCACCUGGUUCAACUUUGCCGCCGACACGCUGUAUGUUGGAGACUGCGAGGACGACUACGUCACGGAGAGAGAAUUACCGCUGCUCUACGGGGACCGGGAAAUCCCGUGGAACCUGUCCGUUUUCCUCCCCCAGGACCUCACCAGGGCCAGGCGGCUCGCUCUGGGCGACAGCAGCAGGUUCGUCAACCACGCCGGCGAGGCCUGGGCGAAGACCCGCAAGCUGUGCAACCUGCUGAGGCUGUUCCCCUCGCUCGACGAGGUGCUGCUCGCCGAGUGGGCGCUAAUGGGAAGCCGCGAGCAGGGCCAUGGCCCGUCCAUGGACCAGGUCUCGCAGGACCGGCGCUCCCGCGCCAGCGAGCCCUGGUUCUACCUGCCCAUGUGCGACGUUGACAUCUUCUCGCGCUUGACGCUCAAGUAUGACGAGCGUCAGUACGAACACAUAGCCCUUGGAAGGGGCGCGUUGGCUUGUCAAACGUCCCUCCGGAAGAAAAGGAGGCCUGCUUUUGCUGCUUCUGUUGCUGCUGCUGCUGCUCCUGCCGCCACGCAUACCGCUGGAUCCUUCAGCUUUUUUGGCGAUAAUACCAGUGUAGAGUUGUUGGUAUCCCGGAUAACAGGACCAGGCAGAGAAGGUCCAACGCUCGCCUCCCCAUCUCACCUCGGCGGCAUGUGUCUCUGGUACGAGACGGACAUAGCAGACGGACUUCAGCGCAACAGCACGCAGGAUACGGCCGCCAUCAUGCCCAGAGCCGGAGGAUCCAAAACACCCAAGACGUGCCCGCGGGUUACUCUCGCGCACAUAGGCACCGAAGCCAUGCUCGAGACGCUUCAGGACGAGCGCGCCGCUGUGUGGGCGGACCCGAACCCCGGGCGGCGGCAUGAAAGGAACUCGGAACUGCCGUAUGGGUUGCAGAGCCUGACGCCGGGGGCUUGGAACGAGGAGAGAGGAUGGACAGCCGAGCUGGUGGAGGCGCCGAGGCGGGAGCAGGUCGUGUUUAGUGUGGUCGAGCGGGGCCUGAAGCGGGACAAGGUCGAUGUCAAGACGGUGCCAAAGGUGUUCAAGGCAACGCAAUUUCUUGGGGGUUGACCAGAGCCCUGAGGGCCGAGUCAACUUUUAUGUUGGACGAAUGCUUCGUACUUUAUUGGCUGGGGAGCCUUCUCUGUAACUGAGCGACUUCCGACCAACUUGACAAGCAAGGAACUCCAUACGUGGUCGUGUCGGCGGAUUGAUUUAAGAAUUUGCAAAUUGAGUCACAAAGUAUUAUAUUUGCUUCCAGAA